Molecule: messenger RNA, 5292 nt
Organism: Spirometra erinaceieuropaei
Lineage: Eukaryota; Metazoa; Platyhelminthes; Cestoda; Diphyllobothriidea; Diphyllobothriidae
Source: the annotation of a GenBank genome assembly
AUGAAGUUGACGAAGCUAAUAGAGGGACCAUGGACAUACAAAUGCUAUUUAUUAAAUCCUCUUCAAAGGAUCGAAGUUCACAAGUCAUUCAGAAUCAUUGGUAAGUCCCCUGCUAUUCACAGUCUCUUGAGUCUAAACGUUAAAACAUAAAGAGUAGUGCUGCAAUGCUCUUCUUUCAGAUUAACGAACUAACGACAGCCCUAACCCACAAAAAACGCAUGCUCUCACUGAAGACAACUGGCCUGCAAUUUAGAACAAUUCGUUUAGCGUCACCAGAAAGGCGGUAUCCGAGCUUAUGCGCUGUCUGACAAAGUGGACUUACUGGCAAUAGUGUUAAACUGUUGCCGUCAGCAUCCUCACCUCUCACUGCUGAGUGGUAACUUGCGUCUUCCGACUGCGAGGCAAAAUCAAGACGAUAGGUGAUGGUUUUGGACGUACCGGUUGAUAAAGCUAGACAACACGUUCACGUUUGCCAAACCCAGGCUCUCGCGAAAUUGGCUUUACUGAGUGGGUGUCGAAUUCCACGUGAGUGAGAGUGCAAUGGAGCCACUGCUGUCUGACCCAUCAGUUGGCAGUCUUUCAAGCCACGAGUGCUAGCAUGUCAUGAUAGUUCCAAGAAAUGCUUUGUUGGUUUGGUGGAAGUUGGCGUUGGGCCCGAUGUCAUUCUAUCUACUGUCUCUCAUUUGCAUGGGCUCAAGUGCAACAAGCAUGAGAAUGGCUACCUUAAUCUUACGUUUAAUUCAUAGGAGGACCGAGAAGUCCCGUCGGCAAACAACCUUCAGAAGCAUGUCAUUAAGCAUUCCGUUGGGGAGGUUCACGCGUUGCAACACUGCGAUCUUGCAUCUGGAGCCGUCCUGGGCGACUGGGACGACUUUGCAGCAUUUCGAUAGGCGGUAUUCGUUAACGAUAAUUUUGAAGGGGUAUAAACCAAAACCAAGACCUGUCUUUGUAGAAUGUCCAAUCUGAAGAUAAACGACAAACUUGCUACCAUCUUAACAUAUAUAUAUAUAUAUAUAUAUAUGAGUAUGCACGCGGCGGAAAUACUAGCUUAUCCUAUCGAUGGAAAAAAAACGUUGAUUUCAUCCUCGGUCCAUUCACUGCCAGCUCAAUGACCAAUAGAGCAUUUGAAAACCCUAAAAUGAUUUUUGAAUUUGUGGGUUAAAUAUGCGGGAACAUUCUAAUACGUGAAGGACGUGUCAAAUCUGGUUAUUGCCAUCGCCUGAGGAGUAAUUACGUCCUGUAAAUGGAUUCUGGGAAUCAGAUGCCCUGACCAUUAAUGUUAUUUGGCCGACAGCUCGAAGUCUGUUAUUUCUGUUAUUCAACACGAUUUCCCUUCGUCUUAUUGCAUUUUCGUAUUAUAAGGAGAGUAAAAGUGAUUUGAGAUGUACAUAUUCCAAAAUGUUUACAGGUCAACUAGGUUCCAUAUGAGCAUAGGAUUGAGAUUUGCUUGAGGACAAUCCCGCAACUUCAUCUCAUCAGAGUAUUUUUACUUGCAAACAGGGCAGAAGCCUGGAUCAGUAGUUUUACUUUACCCGCCAUUAUGAGCUAGACAUACGCAAACACUGACGAGGAUUUAGAAUUGGCCCGAGAACCACUCUGGCAUUGUUGCUCUCGCUGGCAAAGUUUCUCAUUAACAGUUUUCUCUUUGAGAGUUCUGACUCGUAGUGUAAAUUCGAACCGUCUCGCACGUCCGGGCUCUGAUGAAUGUUCGAUAUUUUCACUCCAUGAUUUUAGCUUAGGAAACAAUGUCUUUAAGAGUCAAGAAGGUAUGCUUUAAAACUCAAAACUUCUACGCCCAAGUACUCCAGGUCAUGGUAGCCUUUAAGAUAUUGCAGCGGUCUUAAACAUCUCGGAAAAUCUCGAAUGGACUGUUUAUGCUGAAAUUACGCGGGUCGAAAAGUCAGUAGAUCUAACACGCCUACUCGCCACUGCAGUGUUACAUCUGUCUACUUUUUCAGUUGAGCUGAAACUAAUCAUCGAUCCAGACCAAGCGAUUAUGUAUAAGGGACAGCUGAAGAAGAUCAAAUGCAGCCUCUAUCCACCUGAGACGGGGGGCGCGUAUGAGGUCACCUGGAAACGGGUGGAUGGCUGCUUGUCACACUAUGUAAUCCCCAAUGACACCGCCACUCUCAUACCAAUGUCGGAUGUUGUGCCUUGCAGGGCCACCUAUAUGUGCAAAGCAAAGGCAGGACGGUCUGAACUGAGUAAACUUCACACCGUGGUCAUUGAAGGUAAGUUUCUUAUGCUGUGUUGCUGGGCAUGCUGUAUGGCGCCUUUACUUGUGCCGAAAUACGUGUGCUACGGUGAUCGUUAAACCCGACAUGCACAACGCCUGGCAAACGGACCAUCAGGAAUUUAGGGAAAUAAUUUUCUAAACUCACAGCCCUUUUGCCGGCUACUCAGAUUGGGGUGAGGAGAGGAGGUAAGCAGCUGUCACAAAUUCGAGGCUACUGUUUCUGCUUGUUCUUACAGCAAACAUUUUGGCUGUAGACUGUCGGCGCUUUCGACUGUCUAUCUUAACUGCUGCUCCAAUUAGUCCUCAAGUACUCAAAGACUGACACUGCUAUAUACGGCUUGCAGUCCAACAGUUUACCAGUUUUCAUUUCAUGUCGACCACGGGGUCGAAAUGAGCACACUCUGUCACAGUAGUUUGUUGGCGGACAUAGUAAAAUAGUCGGGAGAAAUUUGUUCAACUUGUGAAAGACUCUGCGAAGGGAAAGUUUAUCAGUAAACCCGUGCGAGCGAUGGUAUGCCAAAACAUUUAAAGCUCAAAAUAACCAAACCCAGCGUCGCUAUUACAGCCACCAUUACCAUUAAGCGCCUUUGUCAUCCCACGGUUGUCAUCAUCCUCAUCAUCAUCAUCAUCAUCAUCAUCAUCAUCAUCAUCAUCAUCAUCAUCAUCAUCAUCAUCAUCAUCAUCAUCAUCAUCAUCAUCAUCAUCAUCAUCAUCCUUAAAAAUGCCAGUAAAACCUAAAAAGAGUCCCAUCAUAGUCCCAAGAAUUUAUUAGUUUUUACAUUUACUUGACUAAUUUAAUUACCUUGAGGAAAAGGGUCACGGCGACCUAGAAGUCGAACGAUCACACUGUCAAAACCUUGACUCAUUAUUUCGUACUUGAGACAUUUCGUACUCCCUACCAGGCUGGCUUCUAGUCAAUGUUGAUGUGUGUUUUUCCUCUUCCAGGUGAAAGACUAGCUUUCGUAGUCGCAACCAGCUUCGUGACGUACGAGACAAUAGCGGUUGACGUCCGCUGUCUUGUAGUACCACCAAAUAGAACGACCAACUUAACACGAUGGAGCUUCACUCCACCACUCUCAAGUUACCCUUACUAUGAAGUAAGCAUAAUUUCUAUUCGCAUCUAUGAGGUAACUGAAAGAUACCACAAACACCACCGUGUUCAUACAGUAGAACAGGCAUUCAGUAACCAAAGGACAGAAUCAGAGAGUUCCGUUUGCCUUAGGGUCGGACUCGCGUACUAAUGCCAAGAAAGUAGGCAGAAUGCAUACUUUUCACCACCAGCCAGUUAAGUAACGAUCAAAAGCGACGAACACCAGACAUAUGAACAGAGGUCCUAUUGUUCAGUUGGCUUAAUGCACAAGAGAUAUCUUACUACCCCAUAUCUACCCACGGUGACCAGGAAUGUCUCAUGCCGCAAUGAACUGGAAUUCACCGGUCUGGUGUGAAUGUGGGUUUGAAUAAGGCGUUGUCUUUUUAACUGCAAUACGCUGCGACACCUUUAAGGUAGCGAAUAGUGCGCGUGGAGGUGUCCUCUGUGCAUUCUCUACAGGAUGCGACAGAAACAUGAUAAUUUACCUUGUAAUUCCCUAUGGAUGACUAGUCGAAGUGCAAUGGGUCAACAACACGAAGAUCGUCAAAACAAAAGGCAGGAAAGUUAGAUUAGAUUGGAUGGGUUCUACUGAGUCUAGAGAGCGCAGAAGCGGCUUUACUGCAUCGGUUAAUUGGCCAAUGCGUGCGGGUUUGCAGUCACCCGGUUCAACGAUUUCACAUAAAAACAAAGGAAACAGAAGAGUUUUGCCUGGGGCUAUGAGUUCUGUCGUUUGAGUAAUUAGUUCUGUUGAGUGUGCCGUGAGCUGAACGGGUGGUCUGACAAGGAUGGUUUACAGUAUGACUCCGAACCCAGCGCAGAAUUUGAGAAUUCUAUGGCGAUAGAUCGGCUGACAGUCAUUACAAUGUGUGACUGAAGUCCCGGUUCGAAAGUGAAUUUAGAAAACACCAUAACGAGAGGUUUAAUUUGUACAAAAUCUGAGUUGAUAUUUUGCGAAGCGGUUGCCAGUUGUAAGGCCAAAGCGGUGGCUAACCUUCCUCCUGAAAGGCACUCACGGUUACAUAUCUGAGGGUGGCACGAAGUUAAUGGAGGUUUUUUGAAAAACAUAUGACAGAUUGGGCCAAUAACUGUGAAGGUUUUUUGUCAGAUAUAACACCCAACCAGGGGCCCCGCUGCACAGAAAAUGCGAUCGUCCGGAUUAAUGUGCACUCCAGCUUACAUAGAUGGUAUCUGAUUUCGCAGGAAAAUUCCCUUGUUGUUUGAUCACUGAGCUUUCUCUUUCAGUCAUGGACGAUUCAUGAAACAGUGCGCAGCUCAAAGACAAACUGAUCAGAGUCAGUGGUUUGAAUGCCUUGAUUGAUUUAUGUUGUUAGCUUCGACCGAUCGGCUAAUUGCAAGCCCAAAUGUUGUUUGUGGGGUAGGCCUCAGCAGCCUUCACUGCUGGGCCGUAUGCGACUUUAGUAACCAGAGUGUGUUCCGCAUUGUAGCGUUACGAACUCUCGUUACCUGAAUGGCAACCGCUUCCGGUGAACUACAAAGGAUAGCUGGCAUUGGAGGGACGCUUGGAGGAGGUUGAAUUGGAUCCGAAGCGAUGAUUAGCGUCCGCCUGAGCGAUGUCAACGGCCGGAAAUUACGGUUAGACUGGGUCCGAUAGCAUAAAAUGGCAGACCACGCUGAUCCCACAAUAGCUCCUAGUUUAUGUGCGGCCGAUAUAAUAAUAAUAGCAAUCUCCAUUAUAGGCAGGCUGGCUCGUGUUUCCUGACCUGACGUGAAGUGCGAACGAAAAUAAAUAAACACAGGGAAUCCCUACGAAUUCGGCCUUAUGUUCCCUUUAGAUUGUUCCACUGAUAGCGUGCCGAGGUUAAGAAGGAUACACUGCCACACAUGAACUAUGUUCUGAAUUGUUUUCCAUGAGCGCAUCUUAAGGUGACGGCUAAAUCGUCAGAAGGGACCACAACAAGUCAUUUGCGCUUGCUUACUCGUUGACACAUACGCUUAAACAAUGUGG